GGAACAUUUGUCUACAGAUUUCAGUGACAACAAAAUAAAAAGAGUGUCGUAUACAACAACAGUACCAUGACAAUACCGCACUUAUACCACACCACAGCGCUCUUGCACAAUGCCAGUGCAGCUCUUGUAUCAUACACAAGUUCCGCUCUUGAAAUCCCUCAAUACUGACAAAUGGAACGCCCCUUGGAACACUAAAUCAAGCAAAUGCGUCAAGCCACGUAAGCAUUUAGUGGCAUAACUGCGCAUUUUAUCAACAUAUCUGAACUGUAUAGUGCAAAAGUUCCAGAGGGACCGAAAGAUUGGAAGAUGUUUAUUACUUUUAUAGUAAUGCUAUUUGUUGCACAAGCUAUCGUAGCUGAUAGCAAAUUAUUGAAGUGGACCAACAUGCGUGGCAACAGUGGGGCUUGCCAUCAUGUUCUCCGUGAGGUUAACAUUGCAGGGGAAGUAUGGCUCCACUUUGGCAGACGGGGACAAAACUGGAACUAUAUAGACUCUAUUUCUUACGUAUGCCCGAUCAAUCUACUACAACAAAGACACAUCAGUGCAAUGGCGGACUUUGAUAUAUUUGAUUAUGCCAUAGAGUCUGAUCUUCAAUUCCGCCUACAGGCUGACGAUAGUACUAACCCAAGUUUCUUGAAGGUUUCCAGUGUUGAUUCUCCAUGUUCGAUGGACGUCAUUGAAAUGGGUUACGGAAGCGAUCAUACGAAUUUGAGUUUUACGCCAAAUACGUUUGAUAGAAUACGAUGUGUGGGAAAUAACGGUAAUAAGUGUGGGCUGUUAAACAAGCCCCCAAGAGAUGGCGACACCAGCCCAAUCUUCAUCUGGCAAGUUUGUUUCAAACCAACAAGUAUACCCGAUGGGGCAUCUGCCUCUGGUGGUCAAUGGGCCCGUAAUAAAUUCACUUGGGCUGGUACAAAAUACGUUGUAAAAAUAAAAAUAGAAGACAGUUUUUAGAAUUAUCAACGUUGAUGAUCUUAGCAGCAUUAAAUAAAAUACUAAAUACCAAAACAUUGUUUCACUUUUAUAUCAUAAAACAUCGAACAAGCUCUAGAAAUAGCAAAUCGUCCCUCGAAGUUCAAUCACUCCCAGUAAAUAACC
This is a messenger RNA of Owenia fusiformis, 1098 nucleotides long. NCBI's taxonomy places the organism in Eukaryota, Metazoa, Annelida, Polychaeta, Sabellida, Oweniidae. The record is from the annotation of a GenBank genome assembly.